This is a messenger RNA of Lactuca virosa, 3935 nucleotides long. The record is from the annotation of a GenBank genome assembly. NCBI's taxonomy places the organism in Eukaryota, Viridiplantae, Streptophyta, Magnoliopsida, Asterales, Asteraceae.
AAACAACUGUUCGGGUUUAUGUUGAAUUUCAUACAAAAUUCUGUCUUAACUCCGUAAGGGAGCCGGCCAUCGCCAGUCGAUCAUUGACCCCUGUCCCCGAUCAUCCGCUAACCGCCAUUCACCUCCAUAUUCCGCCGUCUGUCCAGAUUACACUCUUUUAAUUUCUAUAAUUUCUAGAGAGAAAAGCCCCAUUUUGUUUUCUUAGAGAGAGAAAGCUGGAGAUACUGGGCCCGUAGAGAGAGAGAGAGAGAGAGAGAGAGAGAGAGAGAGAGAGUGAGAGGGACAGGGUGUUAUCGCGGUUGUGGACAGAGAGAAAUGAAGAGAUUCUUCAUUCGUCCGACCCGUCCGUAGUUCUCGCUACUUUCCGACGGCGGGGAGAGAAAGAGAGGGAUUUAAUGGCAAUGAUAUACAAGAACUUGAUUUCCAUUUUCCCCCUCACUUUCUAGGAUUCUGUUGUUUACGAGGAUCAAAUCUAGGGUUUCCGAAGUAAAUCAAAAAGGAUUUAGGUGGAAUUUGGAGUUUAGAGGUUGAUCAGUCAUGCGAAUCGGUGAAAUCCGAGUUCCAAUCUAGACAAUAAAGUUCUCGAGUUGGUGAGAGAUGGACGUGGAUUCGUCAAUGGUGUCGUCGUCGUCGGAGGCGGAUAACAAUAACAGCAACAACAUUAAUACUAAUGGCCCUGCGCCAGAGGAGCAGCUAGAGUCUAGUUCUGCGAGUGGGGAGGAUCCCGGAGAAGCUUCUUCUGCUCAGCCUUUGCAGCCGCAAGUUCAGCAGUUGCAGGCUCAGCAGGCAAGUACUAGUCCGGCGGGUGGGCCAAGGCUUGCGCCCACUUACUCUGUGGUGAACGCUAUACUAGAGAAGAAGGAAGAUGGCCCUGGUCCAAGGUGUGGACACACUUUGACAGCUGUGGCGGCUGUUGGGGAGGAAGGGACACCGAAUUAUAUUGGACCAAGACUUAUACUCUUUGGUGGCGCAACAGCUCUUGAGGGCAACUCUGCUAACGCCGGGACUCCAACCUCUGCAGGAGGUGCCGGAAUACGUUUAUCAGGUGCUACUGCUGAUGUGCACUGUUAUGAUGUGUUGACUAAUAAAUGGUCCAGAAUAACUCCAUUUGGAGAACCACCUACGCCUAGGGCAGCUCAUGUGGCAACGGCUGUGGGUACAAUGGUGGUUAUACAGGGGGGCAUUGGUCCAGCUGGGUUGUCUGCUGAGGAUCUUCAUGUUCUUGACCUAACACAACAGCGCCCACGAUGGCAUAGAGUGGUGGUCCAGGGUCCAGGCCCGGGCCCACGAUACGGGCAUGUCAUGGCUUUAGUAGGGCAACGAUAUCUUAUGGCUAUUGGUGGAAAUGAUGGAAAGCGUCCUCUUGCUGAUGUAUGGGCCUUGGAUACUGCUGCUAAGCCAUAUGAAUGGAGGAAAUUGGAACCUGAGGGAGAAGGUCCGCCUCCAUGCAUGUAUGCCACUGCAAGUGCACGCUCAGAUGGUCUUCUUUUGCUUUGUGGGGGACGGGAUGCCAACAGUGUGCCUCUUGCAAGUGCGUAUGGACUUGCAAAACAUAGAGAUGGGCGGUGGGAGUGGGCGAUUGCUCCUGGUGUUUCACCAUCUCCUCGUUAUCAACAUGCAGCGGUUUUUGUCAAUGCUCGGCUCCAUGUUUCUGGGGGGGCACUUGGUGGUGGACGCAUGGUGGAAGACUCAUCAAGUGUAGCUGUUCUGGACACUGCAGCAGGAGUGUGGUGUGAUACAAAAUCGGUUGUGACUACACCACGGACAGGUAGAUAUAGUGCUGAUGCUGCUGGUGGAGAUGCUGCAGUUGAAUUGACAAGACGUUGUAGGCAUGCUGCUGCUGCUUUUGGUGAUUUAAUAUUUAUUUAUGGUGGCUUACGUGGAGGGGUAUUGCUAGAUGAUCUUUUAGUUGCUGAAGAUCUUGCUGCUGCUGAAAUGACAUCUGCAGCAUCACACGCUGCUGCUGCAGCCGCCACAUCCAGUGCAGAGACACAGACACAGACAGGGCGGUUAGGUGGAAGGUAUGGUUUUGUUGAUGACAGAACAAGACAAUCAACUCCCGAAGCAGCUCCCGAUGGUGCAGUUGUUCUUGGAAAUCCUGUUGCUCCACCAGCAAAUGGAGACAUGUAUACAGAUAUCAGCACUGAAAAUGCCAUGCCCAUGCUUCAAGCCUCGAGGAGAUUGAGCAAAGGAGUUGAAUACUUGGUCGAGGCAUCAGCAGCUGAAGCAGAGGCGAUUACUGCAACUCUUGCUGCUGCUAAAGCACGUCAGUCCAACUCCAAUGGAGAAGUUGAUCUGCCAGAUAGGGAUCGUGGGGCAGAGGCUACCCCUAGUGGGAAACAAACCAUAAAACCGGAUCCGGAUCCCAGUCCCACUGGAGUACGCUUGCAUCACCGAGCUGUGAUUAUAGCUGCCGAGACUGGUGGAGCCUUGGGUGGUAUGGUCAGACAGCUUUCUAUUGAUCAGUUUGAAAAUGAGGGAAGGAGGGUUAGCUAUGGAACUCCUGAAAAUGCAACUGCAGCAAGGAAACUUUUAGAUCGACAGAUGUCCAUUAACAGUGUGCCCAAAAAGGUGAUAGGUCACCUAUUGAAGCCUCGUGGUUGGAAGCCGCCUGUUCGUCGGCAAUUUUUUCUGGAUUGCAAUGAGAUAGCUGAUCUUUGUGAUUGUUCUGAAAGAAUAUUUUCAAGUGAACCGAGUGUUCUACAACUAAAAGCUCCUAUAAAGAUAUUUGGUGACUUGCAUGGCCAAUUUGGAGACCUCAUGCGCCUUUUUGAUGAGUAUGGAUCCCCAUCAACUGCUGGAGACAUAGCAUAUAUCGAUUAUCUCUUCUUAGGAGAUUAUGUUGACCGAGGUCAACACAGCUUGGAAACUAUUUGUCUCCUGUUAGCUUUAAAGGUGGAGUAUCCGCAAAAUGUACAUUUAAUUCGAGGGAAUCAUGAAGCUGCUGAUAUAAAUGCACUUUUUGGCUUUCGAAUUGAGUGCAUCGAGCGCAUGGGUGAAAGAGACGGGAUUUGGGUAUGGCACAGGAUAAAUAGAUUAUUCAACUGGUUGCCACUUGCAGCUCUGAUAGAGAAAAAGAUCAUUUGUAUGCAUGGUGGUAUUGGAAGGUCCAUUAACCAUGUUGAGCAGAUUGAAAAUCUUCAAAGACCCAUCACAAUGGAAGCUGGUUCAAUAGUUCUUAUGGAUUUGCUAUGGUCCGACCCAACAGAGAAUGAUAGUGUGGAAGGACUACGACCAAAUGCCAGAGGUCCUGGAUUGGUUACUUUUGGGCCUGAUCGUGUGAUGGAGUUCUGCAACAACAAUGAUCUGCAACUAAUUGUACGUGCACACGAAUGUGUAAUGGAUGGAUUUGAGCGUUUUGCACAGGGACAUUUGAUUACCCUUUUCUCGGCCACCAAUUAUUGUGGGACUGCAAACAACGCUGGUGCAAUAUUAGUGUUAGGGAGAGAUCUGGUAGUUGUUCCAAAACUGAUUCAUCCACUUCCACCUGCGCUUUCAUCACCCGAAACUUCCCCUGAAUGGCAUAUAGAAGAUACAUGGAUGCAGGAGCUUAAUGCCAACCGACCACCAACACCAACAAGGGGUCGCCCACAAGUUACCAACGAUCGAGGCUCUCUUGCAUGGAUGUAGUUGACAGUUGUAGUUUUUCUCCAACAUCAUACAUACUGCCUACACUUUUCUUUGAGGAGUUCCCGCCCACCACCACAUCCACAUGGAAGGCCUUGUACAUUGUGAUUCAGAGAGGAGAUUUAUGGUGCUGCUGGUGGUUUACAUGAUUUUUGAUGAUGGGAAUGGGAUACACGUCAUAUCUAAUAAUGCUUUUGUUAUUCAUGUAAUUUGAAAAUUAAAACGAGCCGACUCAUAUACUGAAAAAAAAAAGUGAUGGUUGGUUGUAUCAUAGAAAGGACAUGAAUGAGGUUUGUGUUUUGGGGGUU